AUGUACCAGUUCGAAGAUAUAGUUUGGGAUGAAUAUUUCCAGAGUGAUGAUCAUAUAGUGCCCCAUCCAGGUGACAAACAGGCCAAAGAAGUUUCCUUUCAGGUUGAUAGCUGUAAGGAACCUCGGUGUGAAGUAACUGGUAUUUUAAGAAGUUAUGGAGAUAAAUCAUCUGCUAAGCACAUAGGUCAGGAGAAAGAACAAGAAGAAAUUUCAACUUUGAUUAAUAGAAGGAACACUAUGUUAGAGAAGGAUUCAUGGUCUCGGACACCCCACGGAGCAUUCCUUUCUCCAACUGUUCGUGAUACAAUCAAAGAAGCUUCAAGUUUAGCAUCUGACAAUACCAGAAUAUCAAGUCAUGGCUUCAACAGUAAUAAUAUAGAUUCCAAUGGUAGUAAAGUUUGUGCAAAUGAUCCUAUUCUUAAUGACAAAUGCACUGCAGUUGACAGCAACUCCUUUAGUUAUCCACUCGGUGACAUUUCUCAAACAGAUGAUGAUCUCAAUUUCUUUGACAAAAAUCAUGAAGAUGAAGAUUCUUCCGAUCUCUUACGUUACGAUUGGACUGAAAUAGGAAAUUUUGAGGACAUUGACAGGAUGCUUAGGAGUUGCGAUUCAACAUUUGGACUUGGGGUGGAUAAAGAAGAUGAAUUAGGUUGGUUUUCAUCAGAUGAUGUUAUAGGAGGAUCCGGAGAUGUGCUGAAGUCAGAUUUUAAGUUUUCCUGUCCCAAGUCGAAGGCAAUCGAAAAUAUUUCAGAAAUGGUAGAUGGAAGCUCUUCUACUAAUGAUACUGCAUCCAUUCGGUGCUCAGAGAAAGAUGAAUCUGUUUCUCGUAUGUCCUUUGUGAAUGGAUCCACUAGAUCUAACAGAAAAGAUGAGGUUGUGUCCAUAAAAGAGGAAAUAGAACAAAAUGGUAACAAUCAACCCAAGAUUUCAACUAAUAACCACUACAAAACUGGCAGUAACAGAAUGUACACUUCGCAGGUCAAUGAGCAUAAAAAGCAGUCAAAGCAACAAAACCAGUCUCAGAGGAAAAGAAAAGAACAAUGCACAGGAAAUGUUUGUUUUAAUUAUGUUAGCAAUCUUCCAAGUGAAGUUAGGCAUCUUCCUUCUGGGGCCACCUCUCAUGGAACUUUCCAAUCUAUGGCUAUUCAACAUCCACAGAAGGCUCUGAUUCCUGAAUCCUGUGAUUACCUACAGAAUGCUUUUCCUUAUGUGCAUUCAGAUAGCAGUAGUUUAUCAGAUAAAACUUCAGUACAUACAAACAACUUGGCCUUCCUUUCACCAAGGGAGCCAUCCUAUGCCUCCAGUCAAGUGCAAUUUGUGGAGAAUUCCCGUGAUCCUUCAUUUCAGGUGGCUACUAUAGCGGGCAGUGAAAAACGAGAGAAACUAGAUAGUCAUCAAGGUAGCCAGUCCUCCAUACUCGAUCCCGUUUCAAUAGAAAAGAAAGAUCACCGCUCUGGAGAUAAAUUUGAAAAUUACAGUGAUGUUGAUGGAGUCAGCAUGGUGAUUCCAGCAGAAUUAUGCUCGUCCAAUAUACAAGAGAGUUUAUCCAUGAAUUCAUCUUUGGAUGAUAUUUCAAUUGAAGCAGCUAGUUUCCAACAGCUUCAGCUUGUCAUGGAACAGUUGGACAUGAGGACAAAAUUAUGCAUACGGGAUAGUUUAUAUCGUUUGGCUAGGAAUGCAGAACAAAGACAUAACCAUCCAAACCCAAAUGGUGGCUGCAAAGAUGAGAGAGAUGCAAGUGGAGAAUUCAUUGCAGCAAGAUCAAACAAGUUCACUAGAUAUAUGGAUAUGGAAACUGAUACAAAUCCUGUAGAUCGCUCUAUUGCCCAUCUACUGUUUCACAGGCCUUCAGACUCUGCUUCGACACCUGUCAAUGACUCAUCUGCUUUCAGGUCAUCUAGCAUGGUUCAUAGACCUAUCACUAGCAUGCCAGUAAUGGAUGAGAAAUCGAUCAAUAAUGAAGAAACUGCUGCUGAAACAGAGAAAAUUGUUGCUUGA
Messenger RNA from Fraxinus pennsylvanica, 1998 nucleotides. The record is from the annotation of a GenBank genome assembly. NCBI's taxonomy places the organism in Eukaryota, Viridiplantae, Streptophyta, Magnoliopsida, Lamiales, Oleaceae.